Alosa alosa (allis shad) is the source of this 1504-nucleotide messenger RNA. RefSeq names its product MAP3K12 binding inhibitory protein 1 (gene mbip). Gene Ontology annotation, cellular component: cytosol. NCBI's taxonomy places the organism in Eukaryota, Metazoa, Chordata, Actinopteri, Clupeiformes, Clupeidae. The record is from RefSeq and is a predicted model, not a curated record.
CAUAUCCUCGCUCUCUUUCGCUCACCGAACCAAACCAAUCAGUGCAACAUGCGCUCUGAGGGCGGAAAUACAAUGGCGGAAAAGACAGACAUGAAUGAAAGAGCUACAUCGGAGUGUAAACACGACCAGAAUGCAAACCAAAUGCCCUUAAGUGGAAAGCCUGCCGCUACGUUCAGCGACAGUUUCACUGCUCUUAUCAUAUCGCUAACUGAUUUUGGUUCAGAGCUUAAGGUUGGACCAGCCGUGUUGAGCAUCACUGCCGAUGUGAGCCGGGCUGAUAUGCAGGCUCUCCAGCCCACUCACAUUUAUGCCUGCCUAGAGCGACACAUUUCAAUGCUUCAGAUAAUCGCAGCAGACCUAAAGCUGUUGAGUGAGAGAGAGCCAAAAUCAAGGCCCCAGAGGAGGAGAAUGAAGUUUCAGUCGGCCAUGCAGGUGAGAAGGCUGCUGAGACUGUGGAGGAGAUGGUCAUGGACUCAUCAGAUCAGUCGACACAUAUCCCAUUGCCCAGCUAACGACCUGAGCACAUCUGCUAAAACACAGGUGGACGAUCAUAUUGUGCAAAUCAAGGCUGGUAAGGCAGAGAUUGAAAGGAGAAUAUCUGCAUUUAUAGAGCGAAAGCAGCUGGAGAUCAAUGAAAAUAAUGUGCGUGAGUUCUGCAACGUGAUUGACUGUAAUCAGGAGAACAGCUGUGCUAGAACGGACGCAGUCUUCACACCAUAUCCCGGCUUCAAAAGUCAUGUCAAAGUCACACGUGUUGUGAACACCUACGGACCGCAGAGCAGAGCAGAGGCCGGGGUGGAGCUCCGAGAACAUCAGCAGGGUGGGCUCCCCAGGAACUGGAACUCUGCCAUCGAGGAGAGGCUACAGAAUAUGGAGUCACACUUAUCAUUACGUAGAGGUCCCAUCCCUCUGAGUGUGUACCAGCGUCUUAAGAAGCUGGAGGAUCGCAUCCUGGAGCUAGAGGGUCUCUCUCCAGAGUACUUCCAGUCCGUGAACUACGUACACAAGCGAGCCAAACAGUCUGUUUCACAGGCCUACAGUCUGACUGAGUUGGACGGGAAGAUCAAUGCCGUGAAAAGCGCACUGCUCAAGAGAGUGAGCGAGUUCCGCCAUUCUGAAACAGUAGACUUCUCAUUCUGACCUCAUCUCUUACCCAGGACCAAGGUCACAGAAGAAAAACCUUUCAUGUCAUAGCAGCCAUUGUCACCUUCCUCCACUCUACUCAUCCCCCGCCCACAGCUUCCCUCCAGCCAUUAGACAUUCUGCACAGAUUACUGGCGUAUGUAGAGCUGUUAAAUGGCUGCCGCGGCCCGCCACUGACCUCCGCUUUAUAUGUGUCAGAAUGAAUGUAUGACCAUUUUGCAUACAGUGUUAAUGGAUGAUUUUUUAAAAUUAUUAUUAUUUCCUUGCAUUGGGAAAAUCAAGCUGUGUCAUAUUAUUGUCAUGCCACCGUAAAGUCUUGGUCUCUUUGUAAAUAAACUUUCAUGUUAUAUACAACACUAAA